This is a messenger RNA of Pocillopora meandrina, 1713 nucleotides long. The record is from the annotation of a GenBank genome assembly. NCBI's taxonomy places the organism in Eukaryota, Metazoa, Cnidaria, Anthozoa, Scleractinia, Pocilloporidae.
AUGAGGAUUCUCGUGAGAGCUUGGGCCAGAUAUCAACAGUUACUCAUAACUCACCCAUGGAGAACUCAAACUAUUGGCACAGGUGAGAAAUAAUGGAGCAAUUUUCACGAAUAAUUUUCUCUGUUAUUAAAGCGGGCUUGGCGCGCUGCGAAUGGUUAGAACGAUUUUGUUUGGUAAUCGCAUGGGGUCGAAUAAAAUUAUAAUUACAUAAAAUUAAAUUUUAGUAAACUUAAAAUUAAGGAAAAUGAAUAUUUUUCCGAGUUGCACAGCGACGAGAGUGAUUUCUGCAACUUCUGAAAACACAGGUGAUAUCAAUCCUUAAUAUUACAAUUACUUGUUUAUCAUAUAAAAGUCAAAAUUUCCUUUUAAUGAGAUCAACAACGCACGCUGUUACGCACAUUCGUAGGAAGCCAUUUCAGUGUUUAGUUAGCGUCAAUGAUCUGUAAAACGUACGAAUCAGCUGAAUUUAAAAAUUAUUUUAAAAAAUUGUGACAAAGUUAAGCCUUUUCUAAAUUUUGUUCAUUGCCCAGAGCAACAUCCAAAACUGAUAAAAAUGCCCUCUGUCUCAGCAAUUAGCAUUUGAUGAUUUUGCUCUCUAUGUUAUAACUUAUUCAAUUAUUUGACACCUUGGUUUGCACCUUAAUGUGGCAACUGAGGAAAAGACAGGCUCAUGCAGUUGCAACUGAAGAAAAAUGUAUUUCAAAAUUAGUCAUGAAAGACUCUAAAGAUGCAGGCUACUGACACAUGUACACUCUGCAGCACAACCAGACUUUUGUGUCAAUUUAAUUUGGGGACAUUAUUUAGCAGAAAAUCAAUUGCUAUUGAUGUAGGAAGCGUUUUGUCCCUUUUGAAGGGCUGAUGCAGGUGGCCUGUAUUAUUGUCAGCAACAAUUAAAGAAUGCUAACCAUAAAAUUCUUAACUAGUGUAACUCCCAAGGUUUGAUUUUUAAUGCUCCCCUCCAGAUGCUUGACAUUUCUUUGUAAAUUAGUUAUGAGAAUUUGGUGUCAGAUCAAGAUAACAAGUUCUACCUGUACUCUCAUUGCCUGUUUGCAGGAUAAUGUAAGAAUACUGCUAAGGGUUAGGGAGAAGUUACAUGUUAAUCACUCAUGGGAAUUAAAGGGUUAAAGAAAUUAGUCAACCUUACUGGACACUUGUAAACUAUGCUUCUUAAAGAAUCUUACCAUUAAAUUUGUGUUUUUGUGUUUUUUUUGUUUGUUUUUGUUUUUAGGUGUUCUUGUUGCCAUUGGUGAUGUUGUUACACAGCAGUGUGUUGAGCAGAAAGGGAUCACUCACGAUUUCACCAGGACAGCUCGUAUGGGUGUUGUUGGUUUAAUUAUCGGCCCUGUGUUUAGAACAUGGUACCUGACAUUGGACAGACUUGUUCCUGGAGCAGCAAAGACUGCUGGCUUCAAAAAGAUGCUCCUUGAUCAGGCUCUCUUUGCUCCAUGUAUGAUUUGCUUUUUCUUUGGUGUUACAGAGACUUUAGCUGGGAAAAAACCCUCUGAAAUAAAAGAAAUGCUUCAGGAGCGCUAUUUGGAGACAAUGGUUACCAAUUACAAAAUAUGGCCUCUGGCGCAGACAAUUAACUUCACGUUUGUUCCGAUUCAGCAUCAGGUGGGAUUUGUUCAGAUUGUGGCAAUAUUUUGGAAUGCCUACAUGUCUUGGAUGACCAACAAGCCACUUCAAAAGGCCACCCUAGAUAGCGUGAACUAG